CCAUCCACUUGGAUCUUGACAUUGACAUUUUACCGUCCGGCUAUCGAGAUACUUUCCGUGGGGACAAGGACAUCGACAACGGGACGCGUGGUGCGGCUUUUUCUCGUCCUCUCGGUUUCAAAGAAUGAAUCCAUCUACGCAUGUGGCUCUCCGUCACAAACGACACCAUCUUGCGCCAUCCUUAUAAAUGGAGUGCGCCUCCACGUGCUUUGUCACUGCAUUCCAGCACCCCAGAGGUACAAUGUACUCGUACUGUACGCCAACGCUCGGAGAUGAGGCGAGUCAGAGGUGAUCCGCCCCUCUUUUCAUUCCGAAUACUGUGCCGGUGUGGAUGGUAGUUUAAUAGGGUCAAUAUGCGGUAGGGGCAGCGCACAGUAUGGUGUUGAUUGGCGUCGACGGGCCAUGUUUUUUCCCGCCUUCGUUGUGCUU
Molecule: messenger RNA, 429 nt
Organism: Trichoderma harzianum CBS 226.95
Lineage: Eukaryota; Fungi; Ascomycota; Sordariomycetes; Hypocreales; Hypocreaceae
Exons: 1
Coding region: 141-338 (65 amino acids)
Source: RefSeq, a predicted model, not a curated record